AUGGCUUCACCUGCGGACGACGUUGGGCUGGCGGCGCUGCGGCGCCAAGUGCGCGGCGAGUUCGCGCAGCCGCUGAGCGCCCCCGCUCUGGCUGUGGAGCGCCUGCCCGAGGAGGUGGAGGAGGGCAACGUCGAGUACAAGCUGCAGCUGCUGGAGCCGGCGCCCGAGCGGUUGCGGCAGUUGACGACGCAGAUGCACUGGCGCCUGAACGAAGGGGGCGGCACCGCCUUCUACGAGCUCGGCGUGCGAGACAACGGGGAGCUGCUGGGGCUCUCGGAGGACGCGUUGCUGCGCUCGCUGGGCACGCUCGCUCGGAUGUGCCGUGUGGUGCACGCCGAGAUGACGCUGUCCGAGUUUAGAGCUGGACACGAUGCAGACCACCGCGCUGCGAGGAUCCAAGUCACGCGGGUGCUCAAGCACAACGCGGCCAAGCGGCUUCGUGUGUCGGUGAUUGGAGACUUUGAGAGCGGCAAGUCGACGCUGGUGGGGGUGUUGACGCGCGGCUGCCUAGACGACGGUGCCGGUCUCGCCAGGAUGCAGGUGUGUCGCCACCGCCACGAGCUGGAGAACGGCUGCACGUCGAGUGUCAGCGAGCACACGAUCGCAGUGGCCCCCGACGGCCACUUCCGCUGCACGGACGAACUGGCCACGUGCGACUUUGGCGACAGUGAUGAAGAGGCCGAGGAGCUGCAGGAGUCGAGGAGGCAGGAGAGCUUCAUCACGCUCAGCGAUCUGGCGGGGCACAAGAAAUACCUCAAGAGCACGGCGUCUGGGCUGGCUGGCCAGUUCCCGGACUACGCCAUGCUCGCGGUGGAUGCAGUCCGAGGUGUUCGGGACAUGACACGGGAGCACGUGAAGAUCGCUACUGCUCUGGAGGUCGCCAUUUUUGUGGUAAUAACCAAAACGGAUCGCGCGACCGAAGAGCGAAUACAGCAGUCGCUGGUUGAGGUUGCCGAUCUGUUAAAUGCUAAACUCACCACGGCGAGCACAAUACCAGUGUUCCGGGUCUCGAGCGUGGACGGUAGAGGUUUGGACGUGCUGCAAGGAUACUUGGCUGUUCUCGAGCCCAAGCGCGUGUGGGCUACCAAGGCAAAGACACCGGCGGAAUUCCAAGUCAGCCAAGCGUACGAUAUCGAGAACGAAGGCACGAUUGUAACAGGGCUUGUGCAGGCUGGGACGUUCUGCGUGGGCGAGCGAAUGCUGCUCGGACCUGACGCCCAUGGCACGUUUUGCGAUGUUGCAGUGGAGAGCAUCGAGGUGCAGCACAAGGCAGCGCAGAGCUUAAGCGCCGGCGAGACUGGCGCUGUGCUAAUCCGCUUCUGGUCUGCUGCUCAGCCUGCUCACCGCAUCCGGAAAGGCACCAUGCUCGUUCACCCAAGCGUUCGACCAAUGGCUACACGUCAGUUCGACGCAGAGCUGCACUUCUUGCCUGACGCUCACACGUUCCGCGAGAACUUCCAGGCGGUCAUCCACGCGGGUCAAGUUCGGCAGAUGGCGAAGAUCGUGCGAUUGGGAGACCCCAGUGGCUCAACCCCAAGCGUAUCAACCACGUCGCCGUCGACACUUCCGCCUACCACGACCAUGUGCCGCUUUGAGUUCAUGUACUGGCCAGAGUACAUCCGCCCAGACUUGCCGCUUGUCCUCCGCGAAGGCAGCACCCAAGCCGUCGGGCGGGUAGUGCGAGCCCUACCGUAUUUCCAAAAGGAACAGCGAGCAACCCGCGUCCCGUCCUGCUGA
Molecule: messenger RNA, 1737 nt
Organism: Phytophthora sojae
Lineage: Eukaryota; Oomycota; Peronosporomycetes; Peronosporales; Peronosporaceae
Exons: 4
Coding region: 1-1737 (578 amino acids)
Biological process (GO): translational elongation
Molecular function (GO): translation elongation factor activity; GTP binding; GTPase activity
Source: RefSeq, a predicted model, not a curated record